Messenger RNA from Cooperia oncophora, 531 nucleotides. The record is from the annotation of a GenBank genome assembly. NCBI's taxonomy places the organism in Eukaryota, Metazoa, Nematoda, Chromadorea, Rhabditida, Trichostrongylidae.
AUGGACAUCGCUAUGGAGGGUAUGUGCGUUGGAGAGCAGCGUAAGGUGACCAUUCCUCCAGAAGAAGGAUUUGAUGAAGACGGUGAAAAUGAAAGCAAAGGAGAGACACUAUACUAUUUCGUUGAGUUGAAGAGCCUAUUCCGACCAACCCCAGGAGACAAAUGGAUCACCGAUGAAGGAGUCCAUGUAAUCGUAACCCACGAGAUUCCGGAGGAAGAAUGCAUCAAAGCCGAAGAUGGUGACACCAUUCAUCAGCACUACACUUUGCAUCUCGAAGAUGGCACUUUUGUUGAUUCGAGCUGGAGCCGAAACAAGCCCUUCAUUUUUAAGCAUAACCAAAAUCAGGUGAUUAGCGGUAUGGAAAUCGGUAUGGAUGGAAUGUGUGAAGGCGAGCGCAGAAAGCUGGUGAUCCCGCCGGAGCUCGCAUAUGGUGAGAAAGGACGACCACCACGCAUUCCACCUAAUGCCCAUCUUCAUUUCGAGGUAGUGCUCGAAAAAAUCAUCAAGCCGGAGGAGAAAACGGAGCUCUAA